AUGACCCCGCCCAUCGUCGUACAGGAGGAACGCGGCCAGGAGGACACUGUCGUGGACAAUCCGAAAAGGACUGUAAAACAAGUGAAACAAAAGGAUCAGGAAGCGCGGGAGCAACGUGAUUCCAACGGAAAUAUCAUCAAGGAAAAACCAGAAAAGCCAGAAAAAGAGGAAUCGAUUGCAACCAGAGUGUGGACUGUGGUACUUACUGUAUUGAAUAAGAGGCCCAAGUUUCGCCCUAAUAGCCGAAAGGCUACGUAUAGCUUCGAAGAUUGCUUAAGUGAUCGCAAGGAGAAAAUAAAACGACAUUGGUGGUGGCCGACAAAGAAUGUCAAAGGCAGGCAACGACGGCUGUCCGCUGUCAUCGCUGACAAUAACGAACCCAAGGAGAAGGAUAUACCAGUUCGUUACCGGUCUGCAGAUUGCCUUUAG
Messenger RNA from Cooperia oncophora, 429 nucleotides. The record is from the annotation of a GenBank genome assembly. NCBI's taxonomy places the organism in Eukaryota, Metazoa, Nematoda, Chromadorea, Rhabditida, Trichostrongylidae.